AUGUCGACCGACUGCGAGAAUCUAUUGAAGAAGUUCCUUGUCCUGAAUCCGGCGAAACGCGCCUCGCUCGAGAGCAUAAUGCGCGACAAGUGGAUGAACACCGGCUACGAGGACGACGAGCUUCGGCCCUUCGUCGAGCCGCAGCAGGACUUCAAGGACCACAAGCGGAUAGAGGCGCUAGUUCUUCUCGGCUACAAUAGGCAAGAGAUAGAGUACUCUCUGGCGGAAGCGAAAUACGAUGAUGUCUUCGCAACUUAUCUCUUAUUGGGGAGGAAGAGUACAGAUCCGGAAUCUGAUGGCAGCCGAUCGGGCUCAUCAUUGUCACUGCGCAAUGCAGCUGCUCAGCCGCAGUCACAACAGCAAGCGGCCAACGCACACGCAGGUGCGGCGUGCGGGUCGCCGUCGCACCGCGGCGUCCAGCGCAGCAUCUCGGCGAGCGCGCGCCCCGCGGCCUCGCGACGCGCCUCCUCCGGCGCAGAGGUGUUGCGCGCGCAAGUGGGCACGACUACGAGUACCGCCAACAAUACUACAUCCACAGCGACCACCACUACGUCGAAUUUUAAAAGACAAAACACCAUUGACUCGGCUUCCAUCAAAGAGAACACGGCGCGUAUAGCCCAGAUGCAGGUACAGAACACGGCGCGGCCAACGUCCGCGCAGCCGAAGCUAGAGGCGCGGUCUCGUACGCUCACCGGGCAGCCGCGCCGUCCGCAAUUCGAUGCGCACACGCAUACACCCGCUAAGCUUUCGCCGCCGCAUGAUACGCCGAGUUUAAACUCAACAAUGACAACAACGGUGGGUGCCACAGGUGGCGCUGCGAACGCGAGUGCGCGCCGGGAUUUUCCGAACCCGCUAGUGUUCCCUAGAAAUGUUCCAUCUAGAUCUACCUUCCAUUCAGGUCAAACUCGAUCGCGCGGCGGCAGCGCAGGAGGUGCGUACGGCGACGGUGGCUCACCACACCAGGCGCGACCCUCUUUCUUCUCGAAACUCUCUUCGAGAUUCUCCAAACGGCCUAUGGAUGGUACCACCCCGAAGCAUGCGGUAGGCGCUAGUCCGCAAAAUUUGCUUGGGCAGGGUACGGAGGAGCAAGUGAAGCCGCGCGUGUUGCGUUUCACGUGGAGUAUGAAAACGACGUCGUCGAGGGAUCCCAAUGAAAUCAUGGCUGAGAUACGAAAGGUGUUAGAUGCGAACAACUGCGACUACGAACAAAGGGAACGGUUUCUGCUGCUCUGCGUGCACGGAGACCCAAACGCGGACUCCCUGGUGCAGUGGGAGAUCGAGGUGUGCAAGCUGCCUCGGCUCUCGCUCAACGGCGUUCGCUUCAAGAGAAUAUCCGGCACCAGCAUCGGAUUCAAAAACAUUGCGUCGAAGAUCGCUAAUGAGCUCAAGCUGUGA
This is a messenger RNA of Leptosia nina, 1395 nucleotides long. The record is from the annotation of a GenBank genome assembly. Lineage: Eukaryota; Metazoa; Arthropoda; Insecta; Lepidoptera; Pieridae.